This is a messenger RNA of Penicillium verrucosum, 1815 nucleotides long. RefSeq lists its product as uncharacterized. The record is from RefSeq and is a predicted model, not a curated record. Lineage: Eukaryota; Fungi; Ascomycota; Eurotiomycetes; Eurotiales; Aspergillaceae. Bases 1 to 1815 code for a protein of 604 amino acids. The transcript has 2 exons.
AUGGCAUCAAGAAAGAAACAACCUGCCCCGAAGAAGGAUGGCAUCCAUUUCGUCAAUGCCAGACCUGCAUCUGAGACCGAACGAUUGAAUGCCCAGCGUCAGGUGCGUGCACACGUUGGACGGUGGAUUUCAGAUCAAACAAAGGACCGAUCAGCAGGCGAAUCCUCCAAUACACGCGCCCGACCUGUCCGCAACGUCGUUCCCCCCUUACCCGCCAUUGACCGCGUCCGUCCCGGUCCAUCCUCUUUUAGCAUCGUCUCGCGACCCUCAAGUGCUCAUCGUGGGAGCAAUAUCGGCCAAAGCUUCAUCUUUGCGAACGACUCCCGCCCCAACCAGGCUGGAUACCGAGACUCGUCGUUUCCGCCGUCGCAGGCUAGCGAUAGCAGCGAUAGCAGUAGCAGCGACGAUGCGAGUUCCGUGACUGUGUUAUCCUCCCAGGCCCUCGCGGUCAUCCGGUUCAAUGAUCGCUCUUCUCCUGAGCGGCUUGAACGCAAUCUCUCCGGAGUAUUCGACCCAUUCGCCACAUACCCCGCUCCGAGGAGCUUCGAGCCAGAAAUGAUCAAUCUGUCGGAGCGCUAUCUCACAGGGGUGGUGUGGCCAGGGCUCGCGCCACGCCCACGGAAUGUCAGAGCUACGGCGGAUAAGUGGUUCGAUCUGUCCAUGGCGGACCCGGCUUUGUUCACAGCGUUCAUGUUUGGUUCACUGUGUCACCUCCGUGUACAAUGGCAGAAUAACUGGGUACCCGGUACGGUAUUUGGUCCGAGGGAACGUCGUGCGCUGCAGCUAUGUGAAAUGGAAUCCAUCAAGUUGAUCAACCAGGCUGUUCGCGAUCCAGAUCGAGCGGUCAGCGAUGCUGUUCUCCUCAGUGUUAUUUGCAUGGCUCAUCAUCAGGCAGAGGAGAAAUCGGUGCAACAGCACCGCAGAACACCAUUUAAUCCACCUUUCCCGCGACUACAAUGGAUCGAUGUCUACGGGUGUCUGCCACCGAAUAUGAUCCAUAUCAAAGGAUUGUUGCAAUUGAUCAAAAUGCGUGGGGGCUUAGUAAAUAUUCACACAGAUGGUCUAGCCGCGACAAUUUCCUUCUCGGAUAUCAUGAGCUGCAGCGUCCUCUGUAUCCACCCGUGCUUUGAAUUCUGGCCCCUCGCCGAUCACCGAUUAGGCUUGUCCAUCCAAGAACUACUAGGCUUCGGUCCAUCAGACGUUGACCAGGGAUUCGCCCGUUUGCAGGAAAUUGGUGCCACCCCCCAAAUGGCAGAAGCUUUCCAGGCGGUGCACACUUAUAUCGGGAUCAUCAAAGCGAGCCCGAAUGUCACACAUGAUGUCCCCUUGCUUGUCGACCAGCGGAACCUGACCCAACAUACUCUCCUCUGUCUCGCUCCGGGCUCGGAACUCCAUGCCUUCUUCUCCCAUCCCACACACGCCGCCACCUACGAAGCCUGUCGUCUAGCGGCGCUAAUCUUCGGGGUAGGCGUGCUCUUCCCAAUCCCUGCACAGAAUACACCCCUCAGUACUCUGGCGGGCCUUAUUAAGUCUGUCCUCCUCCAACCUUCCUCCACAGGCCUAUGGACUUCCUCAUCCACGCGUCUCCCUCUAAUCUGGGUCUUAACCCUCGGCGGUAUCGCAGCGAACGAUACCCCAAACCGCGCCUGGUUCGCCUCUGCUCUAGGAGAUAUCGCCCACAAGACUGGUUUGAACUCAUGGGCCAACAUCAAAUCAGUUCUCGCAUCUAUGUUAUGGUACGAUGCUGCCUGCGAUACUGCUGCGGAGGCUCUCUGGCAGGAGAACGCGAGUAGGUAUAGCCACGCCAUCCAAUGA